ACAACUCAUCACAAUUCAAUGUAAGUGUAGGACUCAAGCAGUUUUUAUUCAUGAAGGAGUAACAUGUACAUACAUAAUUUUCUAAGAAAAUUGAAGGUAGUCAUUUUACUUCUGUUCUGUUCAACUGAUUUGUAGGACCAUUAGUUUAGCUGCAAACGUAAAGAAAUACAGAGUGGCCAAAUAUUACAGUUAAACCAUAUUCACGAGAUAAGUAAUAUAUUAUUUGGUAGAAAACAGUUUGGAUCAUAUGCGAGUGAUAGCGUCUCCUCAGUAUUGCUAGAAAUAGGCGAAGGUGAAUUUUAUAGAAAAAUGUUGUGCUCAGAUAAACUUUCUUUGAGAACAUCGACAUAUUUUUGGGCAUUUAUGCACAUGUUUUUGGCCGUCGUUUUCUUACUCGCAUGUUCUUUGGAAUCUUUUCAAUUCAAUCGAAAUGAAGAUGAGCAAAGUUUUUGGAUUUACGUAUCAGCUCCAAUUGCUGGUCGAAGGGCCGAUAUAUUUAUUCUCUGGUGCUACGGAAUUUUAUACUUUUCCAGUGGCAUGAUGAUGUUUCAUGGAGUUCACAAGGAGCUGACAACUCUGAUAAAAUGCGUACUUUUUGUGUACAUCAUCUUGGAAGUUUGUGCAAUAGGAUUUAUUAAACGACUUAUCAAUAGCAAAUUGGAAGAAUCAUCGCAAACGAGAGAUUUCAUGGAUUUAUAUUUUAUUGUAAUUCAGUCAAGCCUAAUUAUAUUUUUUCUUACAGUUCAAGUUCUUAUUAGCAUAUUUUAUUCAAUUAAUCUAUUUAUUUAUGUCUAUAUUUUACAAAAGUCUAAAGCAAUUAUACAACAUUGUGACUCACACGUUUAAGAAUUACCAAACAAAACAUGUACAAAUAGCGAAUUCUAGUGAUAUUAUUAUCAAAGUUGUUUAGUAAAUACAAAUGAAAUAUUCAUUGGUUAUCCGUAUCCAUUUAUCAAUUAUUGAUUAAAAUGAGCUUAUCGAGAUACGAAACUCAAAUAAAACAUUUACAUUCCAUUUUUAAAGCUUA
Molecule: messenger RNA, 1027 nt
Organism: Folsomia candida
Lineage: Eukaryota; Metazoa; Arthropoda; Collembola; Entomobryomorpha; Isotomidae
Exons: 4
Coding region: 310-846 (178 amino acids)
Source: RefSeq, a predicted model, not a curated record